This is a messenger RNA of Parathielavia appendiculata, 496 nucleotides long. RefSeq lists its product as uncharacterized. Bases 77 to 253 code for a protein of 58 amino acids. The transcript is spliced from 2 exons. The record is from RefSeq and is a predicted model, not a curated record. NCBI's taxonomy places the organism in Eukaryota, Fungi, Ascomycota, Sordariomycetes, Sordariales, Chaetomiaceae.
CGGGCUGGUCAGCACUACCGGAACUUUGGGAAAGAGCUGGAGGUCAUCAAUCAGCAACCGACGGGGAGCCGACCCGAUGCCACCCUCCCCAGCCGGACUGCAUAUCGCCACAGGAUUCUCGGCCAGCUACGCACUACCCGCUGGAUACCUCCCUAGAGAAAUCUCGGUCCUGGACAUAGACCCCACCACCUUUCCACCCGCCGACAAGCCAACUAUAACCGGCAGCUUCCGCGGUCGCUUCCGCGGGGAUUAAGAACAAUCGAGACUUGGCCGCAAUCGGGUCUUGCCCUUUCGUCGGCGGGACUUCCGGACUGAGCCAGCAGGCGUAUCGUGGCCGACGUGCAGUCGAUCCCAACCGGCCCACUUGGCGCUUGACACGUCGAUCUGCUGCGUGAAAGGUUGAAGAGGUGGCUUUUGAUCGACGUCAAAACUAACCCUAUCUGAGAUGUCUUGCUGCCAGAUCUGACAAACAAUGUAUUGCUCCGUCUCCUCACUG